Molecule: messenger RNA, 5360 nt
Organism: Protopterus annectens (West African lungfish)
Lineage: Eukaryota; Metazoa; Chordata; Ceratodontiformes; Protopteridae
Gene: ZSWIM6
Product: zinc finger SWIM-type containing 6
Exons: 14
Coding region: 177-3659 (1160 amino acids)
Cellular component (GO): Cul2-RING ubiquitin ligase complex
Molecular function (GO): zinc ion binding
Source: RefSeq, a predicted model, not a curated record
CAUUGUCCCGCCCUACUCCUGCCAAGAUUUCAGGAAAAAGAACCUACUCUAUUUUGUACCGCCCCAUGUCUGCCAUGUAAGGCGCGUCUGCCCAAAUCUGGCGGACAAUCGGCAGCUGCGGCUCGUUUGCUUGUUCUCUGUCUCUCUCUCUUUCUCUCGUCCGUCCCGUCCCUUUGAUGAUAUGGUACAGCCACUUCCGCUCUCUUGCUAGAAGCAGUGCGAUCAUGGCGGAGCGCGGUCAGCAGCCCCCCGCUAAACGGCUCUGCUGCAGAUCCGGGUAUAGCCCGAGCUGCAGAUCGGGUCAGCGGGUUGGAGCAGCUUGUGGUAGUAAUUCUGGAGGAAUGCCAGGGGGAUCGGGCAAGACGCAGAGUCCGGAAUCCUUACUGGAUAUCGCAGCUCGCAGGGUGGCCGAGAAGUGGCCAUUUCAGCGGGUGGAGGAACGAUUUGAGCGGAUUCCUGAGCCUGUGCAGCGCCGUAUCGUGUACUGGUCGUUUCCUAGGAGUGAACGGGAGAUCUGCAUGUAUUCGUCCUUCAACAUCGCCGCUGUGGGCGAAGAGAGCGCUGGCACCGGCGAGGGCAAUGGAAGCGGUGGCAGCGGAGGAGCUGGGGUGGACGAGACGCGACUUCCCUUUAGACGGGGGAUAGCCUUACUAGAGAGCGGCUGUGUGGACAACGUGCUGCAAGUCGGCUUCCACCUCAGUGGCACGGUGAUGGAACCUGCAACGCAGUCGGAACCAGAAGCUAUUUGCAAUGUUGCCAUCAGCUUUGACCGCUGCAAGAUUACCUCUGUGACCUGUAGCUGUGGAAACAAGGACAUAUUUUACUGUGCUCAUGUUGUGGCCCUCUCCCUUUACCGCAUCCGGAAACCAGAUCAAGUCAAACUACAUCUUCCUAUUUCAGAGACACUAUUUCAGAUGAACAGAGACCAGUUACAGAAGUUUGUACAGUAUUUGAUUACAGUGCACCACACCGAGGUUUUACCAACCGCUCAGAAACUAGCAGACGAAAUUCUGUCACAGAACUCUGAAAUCAAUCAAGUGCAUGGUGCUCCUGACCCUACGGCAGGUGCUAGCAUUGACGAUGAGAACUGUUGGCACUUGGAUGAGGAGCAGGUCCAGGAACAGGUUAAACUCUUCCUCUCCCAGGGAGGUUAUCACGGGUCAGGGAAGCAGCUCAACCUUCUCUUUGCAAAGGUGCGAGAGAUGUUGAAGAUGAGGGACUCGAAUGGAGCCCGCAUGUUAACGCUAAUAACAGAGCAGUUCAUGGCUGAUCCUCGCUUGUCUCUGUGGCGGCAACAAGGCACUGCAAUGAAUGAUAAGCACAGGCUGCUCUGGGAUGAACUAGGUGCCCUGUGGAUGUGCAUUGUCUUGAAUCCCCACUGCAAGCCGGAGCAGAAGGCAGGCUGGCUACGGCAGCUGAGGAAAUGGAACAGCGUGGAUGUUUGUCCCUGGGAAGAUGGAAACCAUGGCAACGAGCUGCCCAAUUUAACCAAUGCAUUGCCUCAGGGUGUAAAUGGCAACCAAGAGCCGCCAAGCAGACCUCAUCGGACAGUGUUCACAAGAGCCAUUGAGGCAUGCGAUCUCGACUGGCAGGACAGCCACUUACAACACAUCAUCAGCAGUGACCUCUGCACCAACUACUGUUACCAUGACGACACAGAAAACUCCCUGUUCGACUCACACGGGUGGCCCCUCUGGCAUGAGCAUGUCCCUACAGCUUGUGCAAGGGUGGAUGCUUUGAGGUCUCAUGGGUACCCCAGAGAGGCACUGAGAUUAGCAAUAGCUAUUGUCAGCACACUGAGGCGACAGCAGCAGAAACAGCUGGAACUUUUCCGGGUUCAGAAAAAAGAACUCCUUCAUAGAGGCAUAACCUCAAUAACCAACCUGGAAGGCUGGGUGGGUCACCCGCUGGACCCGAUCGGCACACUUUUCAGCUGCCUUAUGGAAGCUUGUCGGGUAGAGGAUGACAGCUGCAGUGGAUUUCCUGACUUCGCAGAAUGCAUUGGACAGGCAAAAUCUGCAGAUUUCCAGCACCACCAUGUGCACAAGUUUCUAGAAGAAGGUGAAUCCUACCUAACCUUGGCUGUGGAGAUUGCGCUGAUAGGACUCGGCCAGCAGCGUAUUAUGCCAGAAGGUCUCUACACCCAAGAGAAGGUGUGUCGAAAUGAGGAGCAACUCAUUUCAAAGCUGCAGGAGAUUGAGCUUGACGACACACUAGUGAAAAUCUUCAGAAAACAAGCAGUCUUCCUAUUAGAAGCCGGGCCAUAUAGUGGUUUAGGUGAAAUUGUCCAUCGAGAAAGUGUUCCAAUGCACACAUUUGCCAAGUAUCUUUUCACAUCCCUCCUACCUCAUGAUGCUGAAUUGGCGUACAAAAUUGCACUGAGAGCUAUGCGGUUACUUGUAUUGGAGUCGACAGCACCGACCGCAGAUAUGUCUCGCUCACACCACAUUGCAUCCGUUGUCCCAAACCGAUAUCCUCGCUGGUUCACACUUAGUCAUAUUGAGUCUCAGCAGUGUGAGUUGGCUUCUACCAUGCUAACGGCAGCCAAAGGUGACGUACGGAGGCUUGAAACAGUGUUAGAAUCCAUCCAGAAAAAUAUUCAUUCUUCUUCACACAUCUUUAAGCUUGCACAGGAUGCAUUUAAAAUUGCCACCCUCAUGGACAGUUUACCAGACAUCACUCUUCUCAAAGUUUCGUUGGAGCUGGGCCUUCAGGUGAUGAGGAUGACAUUGUCGACCUUAAACUGGCGCCGUCGUGAGAUGGUGAGAUGGUUAGUCACCUGUGCAACAGAAGUUGGGGUUUAUGCGUUAGACAGCAUUAUGCAGAGUUGGUUUACACUGUUCACACCAACAGAGGCCACCAGUAUUGUUGCUACAACAGUGAUGUCCAACAGCACAAUUGUCCGGUUACAUCUGGACUGCCAUCAGCAGGAAAAAUUGGCCAGCAGUGCUAGGACGCUUGCACUCCAGUGUGCCAUGAAGGACCCUCAGAACUGUGCUCUUUCUGCACUAACUUUAUGUGAAAAGGAUCACAUAGCUUUUGAGACUGCUUACCAAAUAGUUUUAGACGCUGCUACUACAGGCAUGAGUUACACGCAGCUUUUUACCAUAGCAAGGUAUAUGGAGCACCGUGGUUACCCCAUGCGGGCGUACAAGUUGGCUACUUUAGCCAUGACACAUCUCAACCUGAGCUAUAAUCAGGACACACACCCUGCCAUUAACGAUGUUCUGUGGGCAUGUGCACUCAGUCACUCCCUUGGGAAGAAUGAGCUUGCCGCUGUAAUACCUCUGGUAGUCAAAAGUGUUAAAUGUGCAACAGUACUGUCAGACAUUUUACGCCGCUGCACGUUGACCACACCUGGUUUGGUGGGACUUCAUGGAAGGAGGAACUCUGGAAAGUUAAUGUCACUGGACAAAGCCCCUCUUAGGCAGCUUCUGGAUGCCACAAUUGGGGCGUAUAUUAAUACGACACACUCACGGCUCACACACAUCAGCCCUCGACAUUACAGUGAAUUCAUAGAAUUCCUCAGCAAGGCCCGAGAGACCUUUCUAAUGGCUCACGAUGGACAUAUCCAGUUUACACAGUUUAUUGACAACCUAAAACAAAUAUACAAAGGCAAAAAGAAACUGAUGAUGUUGGUCCGUGAGCGGUUUGGUUGAUGAACGAGGGAGUGAUUUAUUUUUACUUGAGCCUGCCUUUGUACCCUUUUUAACUUAAAAAAGAAAAGAAAAAUGUAACAAAAAAAGAAAAAAAACAGAGCCACACCGGUAUUAUGUGUAUAGUUAUAUUUAGUUUGCAAACAAAAUUGUCAUGUUGUGAAAGUGUGUUUUGUUAAUUUUUUUGUAUGUGUGUGAGUGAGAGAGGUUUUCAAAAAGGUUUGGUUUACACUGAGUAUAUGUUGUCAAGUGGCAAAAGCCCACGUAGCUCUCCUGUUCUUUCUGUAUAUUGUUCACAGCCUCAAAAGAUAUUAAUGGCUUUAAAAACCAAACACAGACACCUCCAUCCUAAGUGAUAAGUACCUCGUAUGGAUUCAGCUUUACUCCUUUGUAAUUCACCCUUAUGUUUUAGCAUAUUUAAAUAACACUGACAAAAACCCCAACAUAACUACACGUUGAAGGCUGACCACGUGGCUUUGCAUUGCUGUUAAUCCAGAAGCAUGGCACACGGUGCUUGUGCAUGUGGAAACUUAGCGACUGUCAACAUACAUUCUCAGGGAUUUAACGGAAAAAAGAAAGAAUGAUAGCAUUUAUUGUACUGUAUAUAUUAUAGUAUAUGUCUGAAUAUUGAAAAAGUAUAACGUUAACUAAUUUAUAAAAGAAUAUUCUAUGUAAUGCAAAAUACUUGAAGCUGCAGUAGCUUGGUUAUUAAAAACAUAUCGGAAGGACUAAUGUGCGCCUUGCUUCAGGGUUGGCUCAGGUGGUGAAUUAUAUGCUGGGCAUCUAUGCAGAGCCACCUCUUCAACUGCAUGGUUGGACUGAUAUCUAUUGAUAUGAAAUAUAUGCUUGUAACAGGCACUGUAGGAAAGAGGGACAACAAAAACAUACAGCCAGAGCAAGCCUUAGCAUUAACAUUCAUUAUGCCAGAUUCGGCCUUUGUGCCUCCUAGCCUAGAAAACUUAAAAUACAUAAAAAAAUAAAGAAAAACACAUUGUAUUUCUUGAGUGAAAGAAAUGUGUUUUACAUAAGAAAUUGACGUGAUACAUUACGCCUUUGCAGUGAGCUGAUGAUAAGCUAACAUUUGUGCACAAUAACGUAUGUAUAUAUUCUGCAUAGGUAUCUUGACUUUGUGCGGGACAGAAAGUUGUAUAGGUAUGACUGUUCAACCUUUCCGUUUUUGAUUUUAACAUUUUUUUUUUUUAUUUUUAAUUCCUCUAGAAUUCCUCAAAAUGAAAAAAAAAACAGCCUUCUAUCUUGCCUUGUCUUAAUUAAUGCUUUAAAAUAACCAAACUGGAGAUCUAACUACCAAACUGUUCAUUAUAUUAAAAAAUACCAACUUUGGUUACAAAUAUAGUGUCUUUUCUUUAGCUGAAUGGUUCUGUAUCCUUGUGCUUUAUAAAGCAGUUUUUAUGUUUUUGGUGCAAAAAUUGUCUGGUGUCUCUUGUUCCCUUCAUUAGAGAACAUGAUAGAGGUAUGUUUGUAGUUAUUUUUGGUUAGAAAAAAGUUAAUGCUCUCCCAUUUUAUUUAUUAUAAUAGGUAAAAAGAUUGUACUUCAUCACCUGUGUAAACAUGCUCAUGAAGUUGAAAGUAAUUAAGAUUUGAUACACUGAUAUUGAUUUAUUUAUGUAACUAAAUCACUGUUUUAUAAACUUGUUAAUGAUUCAACAAUUUUUGUUUUGAUUAAAAUUAGUUUUUGAAAGGUAA